Centrocercus urophasianus (Greater sage-grouse) is the source of this 1774-nucleotide messenger RNA. It is a transcript of the gene HAT1, whose product is annotated as histone acetyltransferase 1. Bases 101 to 1180 code for a protein of 359 amino acids. Gene Ontology annotation, molecular function: histone binding; histone H4 acetyltransferase activity. Gene Ontology annotation, cellular component: nucleus. Gene Ontology annotation, biological process: subtelomeric heterochromatin formation. The record is from RefSeq and is a predicted model, not a curated record. Lineage: Eukaryota; Metazoa; Chordata; Aves; Galliformes; Phasianidae. The transcript has 11 exons.
CGGGCGGAAGCGGAAGCGUGUGCGCGUGUUCUCAUUUCCGUCGAGUGGGCGCGCGGCUUGAUUCGUUCUGCCCGGGUGACUCGGUCGCCGCCGCCGGGAAAUGGCGGGACUUACUCCUAUGGAGAAGAAACUGGCUGAAUACAAAUGUAACACAAACGAAGCAAUUCAGCUAAAACUAGUUCGCUUUCCUGAGGAUUUGGAGGAUGACAACACAACAUUUAAUCCAGAGUAUAGCCAUCAAGUGUUUGGUGAUGAUGAAGUUGCCUUUGGCUACAAGGGACUGAAGAUUCUCUUAUACUAUAUUGCUGGUAACCUGUCAACUCUCUUCCGCAUUGAAUAUACAUCUAAAGUUAAUGAGAAGUUUGACUGUGUGGAGGCAGAUGAUGUUGAAAGUAAAAUUAGAGAAAUUAUUCCUCCUGGCUUUUGUACAAAUACAGAUGACUUUGUCUCUCUGUUGGAAAAAGAGGUCAACUUUAAGCCCUUUGGAAUGCUACUACACACAUAUUCUGUUCAUAAUGAGGAAGCUGGUGAAGACAUUGCAUAUCAGAUAUAUAAGGCUGACAUGACGUGUCCAGGCUUUCGAGAAUAUCAUGAAAGGCUUCAGACAUUCUUGAUGUGGUUUAUUGAAACUGCUAGCUUUAUUGAUGUAGAUGAUGAAAGAUGGAACUACUUUAUAGUAUUUGAGAAGUAUAAUAAGGAUGGAGCUACGCUCUUUGCGACCGUGGGCUACAUGACAGUCUAUAAUUACUAUGUGUACCCAGACAAAACCCGGCCACGUGUAAGCCAGAUGCUGAUCUUGCCACCAUUCCAAGGAGAAGGCCAUGGUGCUCAGCUUCUCGAAACAGUUCAUAGAUACUAUAUGUCUUCUCCUACAGUACUUGAUAUAACAGCUGAAGAUCCAUCUGAAAACUACAUAAAGCUAAGAGACUUUGUUCUUGUAAAGCUCUGUCAAGACUUGCUUUGCUUUUCCCCAGGAAAGUUAAUGCAAGGCUUCAGCCAAGAAAUGGUAAUGGAAGCUCAACAGAAGCUGAAAAUAAAUAAGCAACACACAAGGAGAGUUUAUGAAAUUCUCCGAUUGCGUGCAACAGAUAUGGGUGAUGCAGAACAAUCCAGAAGCUACCGGUUGGAUGUUAAAAGAAGGCUGAUUGGCCCCUAUAAGGUUUUAAGUUUCAUAUUCUAAACUAUGGUCAUCUUGUUUAUGAUUGUUCUGCCUAGUGAAUGGCUUACAUGCUAAUUUUUAACAGUUUCACAAAAAAAUCUUAUGCUCCUGUUUUUAAAAAAAUAGAAUAAAACUUGCCAGAACUGCAGCUGAACUCUCAAUAUGUAGUAAUUUAGGGGAGAAAGCAACCUUUUAUAAAGAAUUGGCAAUAUUACAGCACUUUUAAUGCUUGUGUCAUGUAAACACAACUCUUUUAUAAAGCACUUGAUAACUUCAUUUGAAUUGUAUUGUACAGGUACAGUACAAUUCUAAAUUCUUAAUAUCUUCCACUAUUAACAGUGGUCCUGCAUCUUAGAGCUAUUUCCUGACUAACUGUUGCAGAAAUACAGAAAAAUUUUGAAAUGAGUCUUCAGCUUGCCAGAUAAUUGGUAAUACAGCAACUGUGGAGCUUUAACAGAAGAGGUUUCCUAGUUAAACUGUUAGUGGAUUUUUCUUUGUUUUUAUUAUUUUUUUAAAGCAUUAGGGACUUCAUAAAGACCUAGAUAUUGAAAUGGAAUAAAUGCAGUAAAAUACUGUACUCUUCACUGUUCCUUAUGUUCAAAUUACUGUUUAUUU